AUGCCCCUCGACGACGACGACAACCCGUUCCUCACGCCGUCGCCGGCGCCGGCGCCGCUCGCAGGCAAGGGCAUCGCCAGCGCCAACAAUGGCGACCCCGACGCCCACGACAACGAAGACGACCCGGCCGACGCCCCCUUCGACAUGGCCCUCUUCGCCUCCAUGUUCUCCAAAAAGGGCGUGUCCUCGCAGACGAUCCGCAAGGGGCAGAAGGACUUUGAGGCGCACGGCACGCGCGCCCAGGACGCCGCCCUCGAGACGUCGCGCCGUGUCAUCGAGGACGUCCUCGCCUACACGCGCCUGCACACGGGCGACUGGAACCGCGGCUGGCUCUUUGCCGACUACUGGCCCGCCGCCCUCGCCGAGCUCGCCACGGCGCGGCCCGAGUUCGUCGCCGCCCUCGACCCGGCGCUGCACGCCGCCGACAGGGUCGUCGUGCUGGAGGAGCUCAAGGGCCCCCAGAACAGGUCCGUCGGGCGCACCGUGCGCGGCAUGAAGCCGCCGAGCCCGGCCGUCGGCAAGGUCUGGCUGCUGCCCGAGGAGGCGCUGUUCAUGCUCGAGCGCGGGUCCUUGGACCUGUGGUGGCCCGACAGGACGCUGCAGGAGCUGAUGCCGGGGCUCGCGAUCAAGAGGAGCAGGGGCGCGAUGACGGGCGGCAAGACGACUGCACAGCGGGGCGACGACAACCACAGCGGCGCGCCGGCUGACGGAGAGCCAGAGGCGGAUAGAGAAGAAGAGGAGGAGGACGACGACGAGUUCGCCGAUGGCGUUCCCCUCAGCCUGCAAGCAGCCUAUGCGCUUCUCAUCGGCGUCGAGGGCGAGCGCGGAAAGAUCACGUUGCCGAAAUACCAGGUCUACGCACACCUCAAGAGAGGCGGUUACCACGUCCAGCGGGCGCCCGCGGGCGAGACGGCCACCCAGGCUGCACCCUCACCGGCAUCAACCCAACCAAAGUCUGUCUGGCAAUGGCUCUUCUCCCUCUUGAGCCGACCGGAGCGUGGCCGCCAGGCGCCUCCCUUCGGCCCCCUCGUCCGGCCCGGUCUCUACCGUAAAUACGCCCCGAUAUACAAACAGCUCGAACUCAUCCCUCGCUUCGACCCCCGCGAGAAGGCGGCUGAUACAGCCGCGCCCGAGGAUCCUUUCAAGGUCUUCUUCCAUGUCUGGCGCCCGUCCAAGCACCCAAUCUUCUCCAAAAGCGAUCCGCCACCGCCCGACCUGCGCAUCGCCGUCGUCGACGCCAGGGACACGUUCGUUCCGGAGCUGGAGCAGCUCGAAGCUCUCUUCGACUCGACGCCCUAUGACCCCGCAGACGCGUCGCUCUCGGCGCCGGGGCGCUUCUACCCGCGCCUCAAACACGGCCAUCGCAACGUGCUCAUCUCCGUCGUCGACCGCGGCCUCGUCAAUUUUAUGCGAUUCGGCCAGGCCGCCUUCGCCGACGAGAAGCUGUACGAGCGCUUCGACCUGCCGAACCGAGGCCGAGGUGGGAAGAGGGGCGGAGGCCGCGGCGGAAGAGGAGGUAGGGGCCGUGGUGGACGUGGUCGGAGAUGA
Molecule: messenger RNA, 1548 nt
Organism: Verticillium nonalfalfae
Lineage: Eukaryota; Fungi; Ascomycota; Sordariomycetes; Glomerellales; Plectosphaerellaceae
Gene: SEN54
Product: tRNA-splicing endonuclease subunit sen54
Exons: 1
Coding region: 1-1548 (515 amino acids)
Biological process (GO): tRNA-type intron splice site recognition and cleavage
Cellular component (GO): tRNA-intron endonuclease complex
Source: RefSeq, a predicted model, not a curated record